GGUCUUGUGGCUGUGGCAAGCACUCCCAGUGGACUAAACACAGAACGCAAUAAUUCCAUUUUAGUCCCCUCUCGCUCCCACCAUUAAUUAUCAAUCUUCAUUCUUGAUUGGUUCCUCCUACAUUUCCCAGUAAAAAUAAAACAGAUCCCAAUAAACUUUUUUGGUUUCUGCAGAUUUUCUACCAUUCUUUUCCAUGGAAACAAACACCACCCUUCAUAGUAAACUACAAAAGAAGCAAAAAACAUGGUUUCUCUUACUAACAUCAACACUUUUACUAUCUACCCUUUUAAUCCUUUUCACUAUAAUUACAUCCUCUUUUACAACUACCCAGUUUCUUUUUCUUUACACCCAUACCAAAAAGACUCAUCAUUUACAUUUCGAUGUUCCACAUUUUGUGGAGUCCAAAUUACCAAAAAACCCAGUUUUAUCUUCAUCACUUACAAUACCGCGUCUCGCGUAUUUAAUAUCGGGGUCAGCGGGAGAUGUAGUUAGUGUAAAAAGAACAUUGAAAGCUUUGUAUCAUCCUAGGAAUCAGUAUGCUGUGCAUUUGGAUUUGGAGGCGUCUGCGGAGGAGAGAUUGGAGUUGGCUAAGUGGGUAAGAGAAGAUGAGGUUUUUAAUAAAGUUGGGAAUGUGAGAGUUAUUGUUAGGUCUAAUUUGGUUACUUAUAGAGGUCCUACUAUGGUCACUAAUACUCUUCAUGCUGCUGCUAUUUUGUUGAGAGAUGGUGGUCACUGGGAUUGGUUUAUCAAUCUAAGUGCUUCUGAUUAUCCUUUGGUAACUCAAGAUGAUCUGCUUCACACUUUGUCUGAAAUUCCAAGAAACCUUAAUUUUAUUGAGCACACAAGUGACAUCGGCUGGAAGGAAUAUCAUAGAGCUAGGCCUGUAAUUAUUGAUCCUGGGCUCUAUAGCUUACAAAAGUCAGAUGUUUAUUGGACAUCAGAGGAAAGACGCUUGCCAACAGCCUAUAAAUUGUUCACUGGUUCUGCUUGGAUGAUGCUCUCUCGUCCUUUUAUCGAGUACUGCAUAUGGGGAUGGGACAAUCUGCCGAGGAUAGUCCUAAUGUACUAUGCAAAUUUCCUCUCUUCGCCGGAGGGUUAUUUUCACACAGUAAUCUGCAACGCCGAGGAGUUCAAGAACACAACAGUAAACCAUGACCUUCACUUCAUAUCUUGGGAUAAUCCUCCAAAGCAGCACCCUCAUUUUCUCACUCUUGAUGAUUUCCAAGCUAUGGUGGAUAGCAAUGCACCAUUUGCAAGAAAAUUCGACAGCGACGAUUCGGUGCUUGAUAAGAUCGACUCCGACAUUUUAGGUCGAAAUGCUGACGGGUUUUCGCCAAGUGGGUGGUGGUUCAGUAAUGAAGGAGAUUCAAAUAUGAGUGUCCUUAAUAAUAUCAGACCAAACAGCACUGACCUUAAGCCUGGUCCAGGUGCUGAAAGGCUCAAGAAUUUCAUCACUGGUCUUUUGUCAGCAGAAGAUUUUGAUUCAAGUCACUGCAUUUGACACAGUAAAAAUCUAUUUGAUAUAGAAAUAAUGAUGCAGAAAGGUUGCAUUAUCAUCUGUAUACUUAGCUGAGUAGAAAUGUUACAAUAUGAAAUUGAAGAAAAAUAAAGUUAAAGUAAUUUGUUUAA
This is a messenger RNA of Mercurialis annua (annual mercury), 1629 nucleotides long. Its product is annotated as beta-glucuronosyltransferase GlcAT14B-like. Gene Ontology annotation, cellular component: membrane. Bases 194 to 1501 code for a protein of 435 amino acids. The record is from RefSeq and is a predicted model, not a curated record. Gene Ontology annotation, molecular function: glucuronosyltransferase activity. The transcript is spliced from 4 exons. Lineage: Eukaryota; Viridiplantae; Streptophyta; Magnoliopsida; Malpighiales; Euphorbiaceae.